This is a messenger RNA of Drosophila melanogaster (fruit fly), 639 nucleotides long. RefSeq lists its product as uncharacterized. NCBI's taxonomy places the organism in Eukaryota, Metazoa, Arthropoda, Insecta, Diptera, Drosophilidae. The record is from RefSeq and is marked reviewed. Bases 1 to 639 code for a protein of 212 amino acids. The transcript has 3 exons.
AUGGGGCUGUAUAAAUUGUUGCAACCAUCGGAGAUCUUCGAAAACCACGAAAUGGAGCAGUGCAUCGCCUGGAUUUGUGCCUUUCUAUGCAUUCUGCAAUCCCUUCGAGGGAUUCAGAGCACCACCUACGAGAUACUGGGCGAUGACAGGAUCUUGGAUAUUGUGUGCGAUGCUGCCGAGGAUAGGGGCAAUACACCGAUUCGUCAGAUUUUGGACAUUAGCGGCUUGACAGUCGAUAUGGCCGCAGAUCUGGAGACCCUGUACUUCAAUGGCGACAUCAAGGUGCUGAUUGAUGUGCCCAACAAUCCGAUGGCCAUGGAGGUCGAUGUAUUUCGCUGGGAGCGCAGCGAGUGGAUUCCCACCACGCUUGCCAUGAAGAGGGACAGCUUCUGCAUGUCCUUGUCAAAUCCCAUGGAGCUCUGGUAUCCCAUAUUUUUGAAAGUUCCCAAGGAGGAGAUGAUUUGUCCGCCGAAAAAGGGGCAUGUCUACAGGCUGGCCAAUGUGAGCAACCACGUGUUUGUGAGAAACAUGCCCUAUGCGAACAUCGCCGGAGAUGCGAAGGCCGUGGUCCAUCUGACCUCGGGAGAUAUAAAGACCUGUGCGGUGAUCUUCUUUAAGAUCUACGCCUCGGGCGAUUGA